UCAAAUUUUUUUUAUACUUCUUCAUGACAAGACAUUCUAGUUGCUUGUCUUGCUUCUCUAGCCUAUCAGGCAGCACCACUGUAAUACUCUGGGUUAUUGAGUUUUAAAUUACACCUCGAUGUAUUAUUGGCCCCUUAUGUGUUUUUCUCCAUCAUAUAAUGUUAUAUUAGCAAAAAAUAAAGAUUUAUUAGUUAGGGUUUAUGAGUAAACAUAUUAUAGCAUAUUUAAAAUGUUAGCUUUGUGAAUAUAGUUGGAUGCGAUCAGAUAAAACCUCUAGAAAUAUGACUUUAAUUAAACCUUCUUGGCAUAUCAUUAAACUUAAUCAUCUAAUCAAAAUUUAUUCAUGGCCAUAUGAAAAUUUUCUUUUUAUGUCAAUUUUAUGUCAUUAUAGUUUGAAGUUCAAAAUGUUUGAAUUUUAUAAAUAUAAAAAUAAUUUAGAUCUUGUGGAUAAAUUUGGUAUUCAGGGCAUAGAUGUUGAUAAAAGUGUUGUUUACCAGGGCCCAAUCGAUUUAAUUAAUAAGCAAAUACCAGAUGAUAAGAAUGUUAAUUUUCCACCCAUGGGUGCUACAUUUGUUGGUCUUAACAAUACAGCUGCUCCUCUGUCAAAUAAAAGUGAGAAUCAUUGCUGGACAGAUAUUGACGCCCAAGAAGAUUUUUUGAUGUCAAAACCAACAUGUUACUUAAUCUUAGGUAAACCAGGGUCAGGUUGUUAUAGCCUUGGUGAAGCACUUUCUAAGAGACUGAAAUGUGUCCACCUGUGUCCUAAAAAUAUUAUUCUUGAUGAAAUAGACCAAAAAAGUACUACAGGAAAUGCAUUGGACUUCAACUUUAAACAUAACAAAGUCUGUAAAUAUGAUAUUAUAUUGACAUUACUGAAGAAAAAGCUGAUAUCUCCCGCCGUAAAACAUAGAGGUUAUGUUAUAUCAGGAUUUCCUAUGCUGACUUCGAACCGGGAUACACAAUAUUUCUUUGAAUCCCUGUUUAGUGAAGAAUCUCUAGAUGUUAUGGAAGAAUUUAUGUAUGAUUUGAUUUGCAAUUUGAAAAAGAAAAAGCCCAAACAAAAGAAGGCGCCAGUAACAUCACAAUCAUCAGUCAGUAGUGAUAUAGGAGGUGAAGGGGAAGAUGAACCAGAAGAAGAACAAGUGCCAGAAGAAGAAGAAGUGUUAGAAGAACAAGAACCACCUGUGGAGUUGCCCAAAUAUAUAUUAGACUCUUGCAGUAAUAUAAUUUCUUACAAAAAGUCCUACUAUGACACUAAACAAGUGGCUUUAAUAAAACAAUUCCAAGAAAUAAUUGAUAUGGCUCCUGAUAUAAUAAUCUACAUCACUUGCCCUGACGUUGAUUUGGUGGCUAAGAAAAGUCAUAAAUACUUUAAUUAUAUAAGUAAUCAACAUACUUUUGAACCCUUCACAAUAAUGAAAGAAGAUUCAGAAAUAAGAUGGCCAGCAAAAUAUACCAUCAGUGACUACACUAGUCCUUUUGACAGCCAUAUUUUUAACUCAAAAUAUAGUUGCAGACAACCAUUUAACUUUAAAAAUCAAUCCAUUGAGCAAAUGUGUAACUACAAAAAGUGCAUCUUGUCAUAUAUUGAAGAAAAGAUAAAAGAUUUUGAUUCAAAAGUUAUCCUAAAGUUAGAUGGUCGCACGUCAACUCACGAAAUGAUGCAUCAUGUCAUGGAACGACUUGUUUUACUUGUUAUUAAACCAGUGUUAAUUCCUGAACCAUUGUAUCUUGAAGAAGCACCAGAAGAUUUAGAAGAAUUUUGGAAAUUGGUAGAUGGGUUAAAUGUCAUUCAAAGUGAUGUUGUACAUUUUAACAGAUAUAUGUCGCCAUGGUUUAAUAGAUGCCCAGUAGAACUAAAAAAUAGGCAGUCGGUACAGGGAAAACCAAAAUUUGCUGUCAUGUUCUUUAAACAUGUGUAUCUUUUAUCGUCUCUUGGCGCUAUGAUAUCUUUUUGUAGAAACCCGCGGCCAUAUUUAAAAUUAAAAUAUUUAGAGCCUACUUGCAGAGUUAUCAUAAUUGGAACAAAAUUAUCUGGUAAAACUAUGAUAUCUGAAUGUUUGUCUUGGAUUUUUGAUGCACCGGUAUUUUGUUAUAAAAAAUUUCUAGAGGAAGAAAGAGAGAAAAAGUAUAAUAUUUAUGCAAAAUCAAUUCUAUCGGAAAUUAUAGCUACCAUCGAAGACGCUCGACUAGUCGCAUGGCAAAAUGCAGAAUUGGAAAGAUAUAGGAAUUUAGAUAUGUGGUAUGAGUCAACAGAAAAAAAAUUAAAUGAAUACAUUCCCCUUCUAGAAGAGAACAUAAAAUAUACUCGGCAACAAAAAUUAUAUUUAGAGGAAGAGCGUAUAUCGGAGCUUGAGGUAGAACUAGAAGAUAAAUCUUUAAAAACAGAUAAAGGUUUCAAAGAAGAAAUGGAGCUUGAUGAAGAUUUUUGGGAAUCAUUUAAUUCAUUAUUAAACAAGCUUAAUUUUUUGCCAUUUCUCGAUGACAUAGAAAAAUGCAAAAUUGCUUUAUUAGAUCGUACAUUUUUAUCUCGGUUUGCCCCAGUUGAGUUAUUAACAGUGAAAGAAAAACCAGGCAUACCUAUGUUAGGCGAUGAAGAUGUUACAAAUGCUAUUUCAACUUAUAUUAUCGCAAAUGAUUUACAAAAAGAAAUUGAACCAAGCACAGAAGAGUUGGUAAAUGAAAUAAUUAGAAUUAUUGGUGAUAUCGAUAUGGAUGUUAAAAAUUCUACCAAUGCACAACAUUGCUAUGGAAAAUACAUCAUAGAUGGUUUUCCCUCGGAUCCCGAAUAUUGGGGUCAUCUCAUUGAUUCAAAUUUUUUACCGGAUUAUACGAUUAGUUUAUUCGAGAACAAGGAAAUUGAUGAUGAGCUAGCAAAACAUUAUGUGACUAUAGAAAAGAGUUUAAAAAAUUACGCGGAGCGAUUUGCAGUAGUUGACGAUCCAUUAAUUAAAAUUAAACUUCUUACUACUAAAAUUCCUGAUUCCCACAAAAUUUACAUGCAACAAUUAGUCAAUGAUUCAAUAAAUAAUACAUUAAAUACCAUUCAGGGUGAAACCACAAGAGAAGAAGACCGCGCUAAUCUUGACACAUCCAUUUUAACAUCACUUACUGAGUCCGUUGAAAAAUUUCGAGAAGACUGGGAUACUUUGAAAUUGAAAAUAGAAGAAAACUCGAAAUCCAUUAUAGAUAUCCAGUUGGAAAGUAAAUCAGAUUUACAAAUCAUACAAGAAGUGUUGACCAAACUACGUACUAACUAUUCUCUGUCUUGUGAAGCAAAUGAAGAAGAAGAAACUGAAGUACUGGAAGAUGAGGAUGAGAUUGUAACGGAUGAUCUAACGUAUAACAAUCCAAAAAUGUUAUGUGAAACUAGCACAUACUGCCCUGUUGCAUAUUAUGAUUACAAAGUUUUAUGGGAAGGCAAACCAGAAUUCUGUUUUAAAUAUAAUAAUAAAAUUUAUUAUUUUUGCAAAGAAGAAUGUUCUUUGCUCUUUCAAAAUGACCCUACUAAAUAUCAGUGCUACAACCAACCUUUUAAAAAAAUGCCGUCUAUUAGAAUAUGUGUAGUAGGAUCCAUUGGCAGUGGCAAGUCUACACUGUCGAAGUAUAUAGCUAAAGAACUUGGGUUAUUACACAUUGAUUUUGAAGACGCAGUAAACGACUAUCUCAUGCCAAGAAAUUUCAAAAAAAUUGGGCGUCGUUAUGAGAAUAUUUUUACUGAUAUUCCAAUUGACGACGAAGCUGCCCCAGAAUUUCAUAUCGAUGAAGAAAAUGAAGAUCAGGUUUUUGAUAUAUUAUCCAAUGAAGCUGAGCUGAGGCGUAUGAUUUAUAAUUACUUUGAACGGGGCUCGGCAAUGAUCCCUGCACUUAUGCACAGGCUUAUUAAAAAAAUAUGGUUCCAAAAUCCAUUUGUAAUGAACGGAUUUGUAUUAGAUGGUUACCCGCGACUACCUACAGAUAUCGAAGAUAUGGUGACAUGCUUAUGUAUUCCUGAUAUAAUCAUAACGUUAGAAAGUAGUGCCGAAAAAUCUCUAGAAAGGGUCUCAACUAGGAUGUUUAAGAUCUGGAAAAACCAGCUUAACGAAGCUAAAAACGUGGCUAAAAUGAAAUUAGAUAGGGAAAAAAAGGAAUGGAUGAAUAUUAUUACUAAAAACGUAGUUGUGAAACUUAUAUAUGAUGAAGUUAUAGACAAAAGUUGCAUAUCUACGGAAGAACCUGUAAAGGGUCUUUCUGCGGAAAGCGUUAUAAUUGAUGCUCAUCCCUCUGGAUCUUCAAAUGUUGAUGCAAAUCUAUUCAAUACAUAUAACGAAAUGAUUCAGAAUUUACCAGAGCCAACAGAUCAAAGCGUGUGGGAAAAGCCGACAGAUGCUCGAGAAAGAAUAGAUGCAAGAGUGGAAAGUAUAUAUGAAGUCGAUGAUGAAAAUAUUCAAACUAUGAAAGAUACGUUGUUAGAACAAAAAAUUAAAUUCGUGUCGAUUGAUGCUACUAAAAAUAUUGAUAAAGUUUUACGCGUAGCAUUAUUAAAGAUUAAAAACGUAAGAAAUAGAAAUUCUUCCUUUUUUGAACAAACAUUUAUUGUUGAUACAGAUAUUGCAGAAAUUUUAUUGGCAAAAGGUUUUUUUUUCUUAAGCAAGUUUAACCGGAUAUGUCCAGUGCAUAUAUUCGAGAAUCCGAAAAACACUGUUCAUCCAUAUAAAAUAAACAAGAAAAGAAGUACUGUCUUUCCUGUCGUUCAUCGCUGUUAUAUUUACUUCAUCUGUGGAGCAGAAAAUGUGAGAAAAUUUAGAUCAGACCCACUAAAAUAUAUCAUCAGUGACGCCAUAAAAUUAUUUUAUGAUUAUCCUUUAAGAAUUAGUGUUAUUGGAGGGCCUAAAUCUGGUAAAAGUUCUUUAGCAGAUAAGCUUUCUAAACGAUAUGGCUUAAUCUGUAUUUCACGUGGAAAAUCUAUGAGACAAAUAUUAGAAAAUUUUGGUUGGACAGAAUUAGGUGCAAAAAUGAUAAAAGCCUUACAAGAAGGAGAGAAAGUUAAUUUUGAGUUAAUUGUCAAAGCUAUUCAAACAGUCGCGAUUGAUCAUCGGACAACUACAUCUGGAUAUGUGUUUGAUGGUUUUCCUGAUUCACCGUCUGAAGCCUUGGAACUUACCGAACAUGGCUUAUAUCCUUGUAUUAUAUUUGACAUAUCAAGCACGAAAGAUAAAGUACUGCAAAAUUCACAGAACGAAAUAUACCUUAACGUCAUCAAAUUAAAGCCACCUUAUUCAGCAUCUUUUAUUGAUUUUAGAUACGAAAUGUUUAAAGAUAAUUUCUAUGCCAUCAGAGAAUGGAUUCAAAAUGAUUUCCAAAAUUUGUAUUCAAUUGAUGGGACAAAAUCAAAAUGGCAAUGUUUACAAGACGCCGAUGUUAUCAUUACUAGUAUUGUGCCAAAGAUACAUUACUACUUGAGUAACGAAAAUAAUAAUGUCGUACCCGUAGACGUUAUGUGUAUUUCUAAUGCGAUGUUUGAGAAAAUGAUGACCAACUUCAAAGACAUGUGUCCUUUAUGUCUCCGUAAAAAUGUUUUCAAAUGCAGUGGAUAUCCAGUUAACAAAAAGGGCGUAGUUCGAUUUAAAAAUAGAUUUUAUUGGAUCUGUGCCGAUCACAUGGACAGCGUAUUAAAGGAUCCUCAUUGCUAUCUUACUCAACAGAAAAUUGAUAUACCUGAAAUACCAGCAGUUAUUAAAACUAUUCAUCGGGAUCGCGUUUACGAAAAUGGCGUGUGUAUCGUUACAUACGCUGAAAACUUACCCGCUCAAAAAAUAGAAAUAGGAAGUAGGAAUUUCGCAGCCAGUUUUAAGGGAUAUAAUUAUUUGUUUUGUAGUGAAAGAUGCCUUCUUAAGUUUUUAGCAAAGCCUCACAUGUUCUCUGAUAUCACAGUGUUUAAGGAGACAAAAUUGUUUCCUCCUUUACCACUAAAAAACCUGCCUGACCUUGGUUACUUGGAACAAACAGUAGGAAUUAUGUUAACAGAUGCUUGCUGCGCCUUGAACGUGGCGAGGCCCAAGUAUCCGGGACUUAGCAUUCAAUUGUCUGGAUUAUUAUUUGUAGCUUUGUACUUAAAAACGCAUAAUCCUCUUAGAGAAAAAUCUGCUUUGGAAUUGUAUGAACAAGUUUUUAAGACUUUUGAAGCCAGAUCAAAUCUUAUUAAAGACGUAGGCUUACGCUUACGUUCAAUGGAUAACCCGUUCGCAAAGUAUCCUCGGUGUUGUAACCGUGGCAAAAAAAUUGCCGAAAUACGAAAAGUAUCAAGCAAGUCGUCUGAUAGGCAAAUAAAGAACUCUAGUUCUACUGGCGCAUUAACUGCUAUUUCUGAUUGAUAGGCUUUUGUUUAUUUUUUUAUUGAAAUACUAAUUGUUCUCAUUUCUUUAAUAAAUAGAUUAAAUUAUUUU
Manduca sexta (tobacco hornworm) is the source of this 6425-nucleotide messenger RNA. RefSeq names its product adenylate kinase 9-like. The coding region runs from base 255 to 6353 and encodes 2032 amino acids. Gene Ontology annotation, molecular function: ATP binding; AMP kinase activity. NCBI's taxonomy places the organism in Eukaryota, Metazoa, Arthropoda, Insecta, Lepidoptera, Sphingidae. The record is from RefSeq and is a predicted model, not a curated record. The transcript has a single exon. Gene Ontology annotation, cellular component: cytoplasm. Gene Ontology annotation, biological process: nucleobase-containing compound metabolic process.